This is a messenger RNA of Anoplopoma fimbria (sablefish), 1833 nucleotides long. RefSeq names its product carbohydrate sulfotransferase 12-like. Gene Ontology annotation, molecular function: sulfotransferase activity. The transcript has 6 exons. Gene Ontology annotation, cellular component: membrane. The coding region runs from base 214 to 1485 and encodes 423 amino acids. Gene Ontology annotation, biological process: proteoglycan biosynthetic process; carbohydrate biosynthetic process. Lineage: Eukaryota; Metazoa; Chordata; Actinopteri; Perciformes; Anoplopomatidae. The record is from RefSeq and is a predicted model, not a curated record.
CCCGGUCUCAUCACCGGGCUGACGGACACACAGAGACGGGGAGGGGAGGGGGACAGGCGACAAAGGGCUGACCGACCGGCACCAUGGAGCUCAGCAGCCGGUUGCACCUGGCAAGCAGGAAGUGUGUCCUUCCGCAAUAGAUGGCCACAAUGGAGCUGAGAUAACCUCUUCCUCUCUUCACAACCAAUCACGGCUCUGGGAUCGAGUGUAACUAUGGGAACAUGGCGUGGUCUACGAGUGGCGUUCAUCCUGGGGUCUUUGUUUAUGAUCCUGCUGAUCAUUGUCUACUGGGACGACGUCGGGGGCUUCAACCUCUACCCACUGCAGGAGCCCAAACACGAGUCGCCUCACCCUCUGACGACUACCGGGCCCUCGCACUCGACGUCCAGCAGCAGAACCCGGAUCAGUUCUUCCUCCACCAUCCCAACUACUGCUCCUAGUACAACACUGGUGCUUGAGGAGACAGAAGGAGCGGCUGAGGCGCAAACAAAGGAGGAGGAGGGGAAGGAAAAACAAGUACAAAGGAAGGAGGAAACAAGGGAGGAUGUGGAGAAGGAGAGAAGUCGUAAUGCUGAGGACGAUAGGGAACAGGAGGCAAGGAAGCAGAGGAUCGUGGAUGUGUGUUCAGGAAAGGACGCUGUUGAAUUCCCCGGACGGACUCGGGCGUUUGAGCAGAUCCCAAACAGGGAACUGGAUCACCUGAUAGUGGAUGACACUCACCAGAUUAUCUACUGCUACGUCCCCAAGGUGGCCUGCACCAACUGGAAGCGAGUGAUGGUGGUCCUGUCUCAGUCUCUGAUCUCGCCCUCCUCGGGAAAACCUUACACCGACCCGGAGGCCGUUCCUCCUGACCUCGUACACAACUCCUCUCUCCACCUCACUUUUGCCAAGUUUUGGCGCCAUUAUGGUUCUCUGUCGCGCCACUUGAUGGCACUCAAGCUCCAACACUAUACCAAGUUUCUGUUCGUACGAGACCCUUUUGUGCGUCUUAUCUCGGCCUUCAGGAACAAGUUUGGAAGGCCCAACGAGGACUUCUACAAGCAGUUUGGCUCUGUCAUGCUGCGUCGUUUCGGCAACGUUUCAGGCAGUUUGCCAGAGACGGCGGCGGAGGCGUUUGCAGCAGGAAUCAAACCGACAUUUCAGCAGUUUAUCACAUACCUGCUGGAUCCAGAGACCGAGACGGAGAGUAUCUUCAAUGAACACUGGCGGCAGGUGUACCGUCUGUGCCAUCCAUGCCAGGUGAAGUACGACUUCAUUGGACGACUAGAAACCCUGGAACCAGAUGCGGAGCACCUACUGAAGCUUCUGGAGGUGGACCAUCUGCUACGCUUCCCUUCGGGGGCUCGAAACCGCACCGCAGCCAGCUGGGAGAGAGACUGGUUUGCACAGAUUCCCAUAACAACGAGGAGAGAACUGUACAAGCUGUAUGAACCAGACUUUGAGAUGUUUGGCUAUCCCAAACCUGACAGCACGCUCCACCAGUAGACCCCGCCGAGCCAAAGGCCCGGGCGCUGCACUGUGUGUGGAGCCCACACCUCAACUACCUGCGCCGAGCCAGCAAAUGCCUUUGAAGACCAAUCUAUGAUGCUCUUUGUUUCAUUUGCUUUGUGCAUACCUCAAAUGACAGAAGUGCCUGCUAUUAUUAUUAGAUUUUUUGGCUUAAUUUCGUAUCUGAAACACACCUGCUUACACGCUGCGUUACCCCAGUCUGUUUUCUCCAUGUAAAGGCACUUUGAAAAGUAUUUUGUUAUUAGUAUUUUGGUAUGUCAUUGGGAAAGAACUGAAGCUAACUGUUGGCUGACUUCUCUGAGAAGGGAAAUAUGUUGCAGAGAA